AUGGCGUUAAUAACGAACCCAUGGAAAAAAAACGUAGGAAGCGCACGUGAAUGGGAAGACAGACUUAGGGUAGGACACUUGGACAGGGGUAGCAAAAGUAAACGACUUUUUUUCGAGAGGAAUGGAAUAAACGUCCCACAAGACGUUGCCAUGUUUGGAAAGACGAAUGUAUACUAUGUGAGGGAGAGUGUGUACGAUCGGGGCAAAAAUAAUUUAGUGCCAAAUGAGGUGCACUCUGAGGAGAUUGAGGAGUUAGAGCAGGGGGAGGAAGGCAUGGGGGGGGCAAGUGACAACGGCGCAGUCGAGGGGGGGGACUUGCAAAGCGGCGAGGAGGGCGCAUCCUUGGUGGACAUGAAAAGUGCGAUGGGCGAAUAUGGGCGCAAAAUGGGGGAGGCCAAAAUGGGGGAGACCAAAACGGGAGAGGCCCAAACGGGGGAGGCCAAAACGGGACCCCCAGGUGCCAGGGAGAACGUCUUCAAAUAUAUCAAUCGAGAGCGAGACUACAUCGCUCGAGUGGGGAACUCUCCCAAGGUGGACGUAUACGAAAGGAGGUACCGAGCGGAUGAGCAAAAACUGCAACGCAUGUUCGAAAAUAUUAAUGAAGUGAACAUACAGCUAUUGAAAGACGUCAAGAGUAUAGACGAGAAGGAAAAACUCAUAAAUAAAAAGGUGAUAGAAAAAGUGAGGGAAGAUAUUAAAAGGUUCCAAGAAAGGGAUGAAAUUUUGGACAUCCAUGGGAAUAUUAUCCAUCCAUCUGAGAGUUCCUCCUCUAGUAGUAGCGAAAGAGGAAAAAGGAAGGAUGACGCGAAACAGAAAAAUGACCCACUUGCAGAUAUGGAUGAAGAGGAAAAAAACGAAGUUAUUAAAAAGAUGUAUAUGGUUGAAAAAAAAACGGAUAAAUAUUUAGAAGAAAAUGUGUACUUGGUAAUUCAGACAUGGCUUCCCGACAUGAGAAUUGAUGACACACUCAUCGUAAUCGAUAACGUAGAAAAAUUUUACAACGAUUUUGACAUAAAUAAAUAUCAUGAGAAAUUUAAUCAAGCAAAGGAUAAUAACUUUGCAUACGAUUUGGAUUCUCACAUAAUUGAAAAUGUCCCAAAUAAUAUUAAUGAUGAUCCCCAAGUGGAAUGUGAACAUAUUCACUCGUACAAUAGUACGUACAACAAAUUAAACAGUUACAAUUUGAAGAGAUAUACUUAUACGUACACUACGAACGAUAAUAUGGACACAAAAUUUACGAAGAAUGAGCCGUUGCCUCCUGUUGUGAUAAUUAACACAAAAAAAAAUUUAAUGAUUCAAGAAUGGGAAUGCAAAAAUUUUAAAAAUAGGCAGAAAAGAAACAAAUCUCGAGAAUAUACUCGGAUACAGAGGGCAUUUCGCCCGUUUUCGUAUGUCGACUUGAGUGACAUCACAUGCAUUUAUAAAAAUAAUUUUCUCCAAUUGAAGAUGAAAAUGUGCCAUCGGAAGUAUAAGGAUGAUGUGUACCCGUUUUUUGUUCCCAUUAAUAAAACCCCGGAUGAACUCCUUGAUUUCCAGGGGUAUAAAAAAAAUGGCGAUUAUGCUUGGUCCUUUUUUUGGCACCAUUUUAAAUAUGACCAGGACACGGACUAUGGCUUCCUGAACAGAAACGUAAAACUGAACCUCACGGAAACGAAAUUUGAAAACGUGAACAAGAAGAAGUCCAAGAAAAUUAUGCGCAAAAUUUUGAAGGAAACCAAGGGGGUCUGA
Plasmodium cynomolgi strain B is the source of this 1728-nucleotide messenger RNA. RefSeq lists its product as hypothetical. NCBI's taxonomy places the organism in Eukaryota, Apicomplexa, Aconoidasida, Haemosporida, Plasmodiidae. Bases 1 to 1728 code for a protein of 575 amino acids. The transcript is spliced from 2 exons. The record is from RefSeq and is a predicted model, not a curated record.